Molecule: messenger RNA, 1227 nt
Organism: Pyrus x bretschneideri (Chinese white pear)
Lineage: Eukaryota; Viridiplantae; Streptophyta; Magnoliopsida; Rosales; Rosaceae
Product: late embryogenesis abundant protein, group 3-like
Exons: 2
Coding region: 157-1017 (286 amino acids)
Source: RefSeq, a predicted model, not a curated record
GCAACAGGGCUGCCACCUUAUCGUCCCAAACAAGAAGCAACCCCAGAAAGCGGUGGCCCGAUAUAAUACCACGACGGAAAACAAAAUUUAACAGGGAAACAGAAAGAAAGAAAGAACAGAAAAGAGAGCAAACAGAGAACAAUCAGAGCAGCGAAGAUGGUAGUAAUUUCCAUGGCAAAAAAUAUCAUCUUCAACCUCUCCAAGUCUUUCCCUCAAACCGGCUCAUCACUCUCUCUCAGAAAUUCCUCUCACAAAGUCUCGAGAGUCUGCUUCGCCUCCGCCUCCAAAUCCUCCGAGGGUCGAAAUGCACCAGAAGGGAAUAGAGAUUCGAGGGCUGACUGGACAUAUGAUGACAAGAAGUGGAGGAAUGAGAACGUGAAUUACAAAGGAAAGGAUCCAACAGAUGAACUCAAGGAUAAGACGAAGAGCGCAGCGGAGACCAUGGCGGAGAAGGCUAAAGAGGGAGUGAACAGAGCAGCGGAGACGGCAGAGAGCGCCAAGGAGAAAGCGAAACAGUACGGUUAUGAAACAAGGGAGAAAACGAAAGAAAUGGCCGACACUGCGGCUGCGAAGGCAAAAGAUGGAACUUAUGAGGUCGUGGAGACGGCGGAGCAGGCCAAGGAGAAGGCGAAAGGGAAUGUUUGGAGUAUGAAGGAGAAAACAGAGGACGUGGCAGAAACGGUGGCGGAGAAGGUGAAGGAGGGGACGAGCAAGGCAGCAGAGACGGCGAAGGACACAGUGAAGGGGGCGUGGGGGGCCGUAGAGGAGGCGGGGCAUAAGAUCAAGGAGACAGUGGUUGGGACUUCAUCGGACUCUGACAAUGAGGUGGCGGUGGAGGAGAAUGUUGUGGGGGAUUUGGAUGACGCUGUGGAGGUGGUGGAAAUAUUCGAUGAGGAGGGGAAUGUUGUGGACGUUCUGGAUGAGGAUGUGGUGGUGGUUGAGAUAUUAGAUGAGAAGGGGAAUGUUGUGGAUGUUAGGAGGCGGAUUCGGAGCCCUGAAGAUGAUGUGAAGAAAUAGUGAUGUUUUGGCGAAGGAAACUUUGCUCAGUUGUUGCAUUGCCUAUCAUGGAAGGAGUUGAAGCCUAAUGUUUGGUACUUGUAGACUUGUAGUUAAUAAAUCAAAGGUGGCAUGUUUGAAGUGGCAUUAAUGUUUUCAUCUUUUUUUUUACUUUGCUUUUCAAAUGUAUAUUUUACAACUUUGCCUUAUUAUUAUUAUUUUUUUAAGAAA